AAUUGUACCAUGUUUCGUCUGCCUCAGACCGCCCAGCGCACGAGCUCUGUCUUCAGGCGUUCCUUUUCUACUGAUCAUGCUCGACUGACCUUCACGGGAGGGCCAACGCGACCAGUCUUGCUCCCACUUGUAGGUUCCGCCACUCGCGUGCCUCAUGGACGACUCCUCGUGCGCGGCGCGGCGAGCUCUGUGUCAAACAAGCCUGGCUCGCAAACAUUCAAGCAGGCUGCCCAAAACAUCCGCGAAGAAAUGGGCAAUUCUACGACUGAUCUCGCCAAGGCGAUUGCGGGCGCGAACUGGUUUCAGGACGCAGUUGCACCAGAAGCAAAGAGAGACACAUUUCUUGGUAUCACGAAUGCUGUCGCGCACGCCGUCCCUCCCCAGUACAUUGCUUUCGGUCUCGCGGGCGGCCUCCCAUACAUCGGGACGGCAGCAGCGACCAUAUACAUGGCCCAACAAGCCGGUACGGCGACUAUGGAUCUCGCCUCCCGAAUUGACCCCGGCGUCGCGAUCACGAUGCUCGAUCACGCGCUGAACAUCCAGAUGACUUACGGCGCGGUCAUACUCUCGUUCCUCGGCGCGCUUCACUGGGGCUUCGAGUUCGCGGGCUACGGUGGAUACAAAGGGUAUUCCCGCCUCUUCCUGGGGGCCGCGCCCGUCGUGUUCGGCUGGUCCACGCUCGCACUGCCGCCCGUGGAGGCGCUGAUUGCGCAGUGGCUCGGCUUCACUUGCAUGUGGUGGGCAGAUCUACGCGCCACCAACGCCGGCUGGGCGCCGCGCUGGUACUCGCAGUACCGCUUCUACCUGUCGAUCCUUGCGGGCACCUGCAUUAUCGGCUCGCUCGCCGCGACGAGUUAUUACGGGCCUGUGGGCGGACACGGUCUGAUCAGCCACGACCUUCUUAUGAUCCGCGCAGAACGCAAGAAGAAGCAGCCCGAAAGAGAGGGUCUUGUAGCCGGGGAUAUCGAAGCGCUCGCGGCGCCCGACCAUGCGGACUCGUAUGUCGUCGUGAGGAAGCGACGUGCCCCGGACACAGGCAAUAACGAGCAGGCAGCCACAGAUUGAAGCUCCGCCAUAAUGUACCAUCCCUGUUCCAGGAGACCUGUGUCGAUGCCUGAGUAGCGAACGUAGCUGUAUCACCAUUAUCAAUGUGCUGGUAGUUUUUCUG
Postia placenta MAD-698-R-SB12 is the source of this 1168-nucleotide messenger RNA. RefSeq lists its product as hypothetical. Bases 10 to 1065 code for a protein of 351 amino acids. Lineage: Eukaryota; Fungi; Basidiomycota; Agaricomycetes; Polyporales; Adustoporiaceae. The record is from RefSeq and is a predicted model, not a curated record. The transcript is spliced from 6 exons.